Messenger RNA from Boleophthalmus pectinirostris (great blue-spotted mudskipper), 1075 nucleotides. It is a transcript of the gene aprt, whose product is annotated as adenine phosphoribosyltransferase. The transcript has 5 exons. Gene Ontology annotation, cellular component: cytoplasm. Lineage: Eukaryota; Metazoa; Chordata; Actinopteri; Gobiiformes; Gobiidae. Gene Ontology annotation, molecular function: adenine phosphoribosyltransferase activity; AMP binding; adenine binding. Bases 126 to 671 code for a protein of 181 amino acids. Gene Ontology annotation, biological process: AMP salvage; adenine salvage. The record is from RefSeq and is a predicted model, not a curated record.
CUGCGCUGCGGCAGUAGAAGAAGAAAUAUAGGAAGUAAACAUGUCACGCACACGCGGGCUGGACUUUGAUUUUGGAUAUAAUUGAAUGUGCUUGUGUACAGUAAAGGAGUCGGAGUGCAGAAAAUAUGUCAUCGGAGGAGGACUGCAGACUGAAGCUGAUUAAAUCCCGGAUCAGAGAGUUUCCAGACUUCCCCAAGAAAGGGAUCCUCUUCAAAGACAUCUGUCCCAUUCUUAAGGACCCUGGGGCACUCACAGCUGUGACCAGUAUGUUUGAAGAACAUGUGAGGGAGAAGUUCCAGCAGGUGGAUCUUGUUGUAGGGUUGGAUGCUCGUGGGUUCCUGUUCGGACCCAUCCUUGCCCAGAGAAUUGGUGUUGGCUUUGUCCUGGUACGAAAGAAGGGCAAACUAGCUGGACCCACUAUCUCAGUUGCAUACGACCUGGAGUAUGGAAAGGCAGAGGCAGAAAUUCAGGUGGAUGCAGUUAGUCCAGGACAGAAGGUGAUACUCAUUGAUGACCUCUUAGCAACUGGGGGUACACUGUAUGCAGCCUGUGCUCUGAUGCACCAGCAGCAGGCAGAGGUAUUGGGCUGCUUAGUGGUGGUGGAGCUGAAGGAUCUGAAUGGAGCAGAAAAACUUAAACCGCACCCAGUGUACUCACUGCUCCAAUACUGAUACAGGAACAACUGUAAUAUAUGCACUGGACUAGGAAGCACAGUACUUAUAUUACUUAGUAUCACAUGAUUUCUAUGUUAUGGGAACCAUUCUGUUCGAUUUAUUGUUUUAAAAAAUUACAGAAUCCGCAGCAUUUUCAAAGAUAAAUGAUGUAGCCACUGCUUUUAUCACGUUUUGUUUGUAUGCAUGGCUUGUGUUAACAUUAUAGGAACAAAUAUGUACACUUGUUUUAAUAAAAUAUAAAAAAUAAUUAACAUAAGUUCAUUAUCCCGCCGAAAUGUACUUCAGACAUCUUUCAAUGAAACAUCUUUAUUGCUUGAUGCUUAAAUGCAAUUAUUUUUUUUACAUUAAACCAUGUGUGUUUAAUAAAAUCACAAUGCCACCUCAAAAUUAAUGAAAAACAA